UUGUUUUUAUUUCUUUACAUCCGUUUAUUUUUGGAGUCGAGAAUUAUGACGUACGACGUUGUCAAGCAGGAAAGACUAGUGCCGUUAAUUAGAUCUAUUGGGGUGGGAAAAAAUGAAUUUGAGUUAAAACAACAGAAUGAAGUGACUAUUGCACUAGCAAAUUUGAAAGUAUUUUAUUUAACAUCACAGUCAUAAGUCUUCCAUUUGACCUUCUCAUCCAAUACCUUCAUCUGAUUUACAAUGGUUUAUGAGUACACAAAACCAAGAUGUCCCAUAGCAGCGAUGUACUCGUCCCCCGGACCUGCUUAUGGCCUGCCAACUCUUGUAGGGGAGAAGUUUCAUGACCCCAGGAGUGUGCAUGUGAAAUAUCCAGCGUAUUCAUUUGGUGUCAGGCAUGGAAAGUUCAAAGAUGACUCCGGACCUGGCCCUUGCUAUUACCCAAACCCUAAGGUGUACAGAGAUGGUUACGAUGGAACACCCCAUUAUUCAUUGUAUGACAGACAAAAAGAUACUAUGGCUUUCAAGACACCGGGCCCAGGAGCUUACUGUCCAGAAAAUGGUGGACAAAUGACAAAGCCUAAUGCCCCAGCAUACAGCUUUGGAACCCGUAGUCGACACCGUCAGACUGAUAAUGUUCCAGCUGCUAACAGCUACACUUUGCCGAGCAUGAUUGGCCAAACAGUUCAAAGUGGGAAGCCCCAGGCACCUUGUUACAGCCUGAGAGGUCGGCCUAACCUUGCCAGUAUAGAACUUAACAAGGCUCCUGGUCCUGAUGCCUACAACACAACUGAUCCAAGUGUCUACAAAGACAAAGCUCCUCUCUACAGUAUCACUGGCAGAAACAUGAUGCCUGGGGAUGUGACACAGAAGCCUGGUCCUGGGGCACACUUGCCACAUCCUAACGUUGUCCGAGCUCAAAGCCCAUGUUACAGUUUUGGCAUCAAGCAUUCUCCUUAUCUUACAAGUUUAGUCGUAGAUAUACCCAGCAUUGAAUGUCGGCCCUGCGACUGAAGCUCUAGUGGGACCAUUGUGAAUGUGGCUUAGGACUGGAACAUCACUGUAGAAACCUAAUGAAUUACCUUGAACUGGAGAUUUGUAUGAUUCCUUCUCUACAGAAUUUCCCAGAAACUACUCAGUAACAGUUUAACAAAUGAACAUCUCAAAUAAAAUGUAAUAAAAAAAAACUAACCCCAGUAAGUGAAAUAUCAAUAAAAGAAGCAUCAUAGAACCAA
Molecule: messenger RNA, 1232 nt
Organism: Biomphalaria glabrata
Lineage: Eukaryota; Metazoa; Mollusca; Gastropoda; Planorbidae
Product: outer dense fiber protein 3-B-like
Exons: 7
Coding region: 241-1011 (256 amino acids)
Cellular component (GO): cytoskeleton
Source: RefSeq, a predicted model, not a curated record